AUGACAACUCUGGCCGGAGCUGUCCCCAGGAUGAUGCGCCCCGGGGCCGGGCAGAACUAUCCCCGCAGCGGGUUCCCGCUGGAAGUCUCUACCCCUCUAGGCCAGGGCAGAGUCAAUCAGCUCGGAGGAGUGUUUAUCAAUGGCAGGCCUUUACCCAACCAUAUCCGGCACAAGAUAGUGGAGAUGGCCCACCAUGGCAUAAGGCCCUGUGUCAUCUCCCGCCAGCUGCGAGUGUCCCACGGCUGCGUCUCCAAAAUUCUCUGCAGGUACCAGGAGACGGGCUCCAUCCGGCCGGGGGCCAUCGGCGGCAGCAAGCCCAAGCAGGUGACGACGCCGGACGUUGAGAAGAAAAUAGAGGAAUACAAGCGGGAAAACGCGGGCAUGUUCAGCUGGGAGAUCCGGGACAAGCUGCUGAAGGACGGCGUGUGUGACCGCAACUCGGUGCCGUCAGUGAGCUCCAUCAGCCGCAUCCUGCGGAGCAAGUUUGGGAAAGGCGAGGAAGAGGAGGCUGAGCUGGAAAGAAAAGAGGUGGAGGAAGGCGACAAGAAGGCCAAGCACAGCAUUGAUGGCAUCCUCAGCGAAAGAGCCCCAAUGUCACCUCAGUCUGAUGAAGGCUCUGACAUUGAUUCUGAACCAGAUUUGCCUUUAAAAAGAAAGCAGCGUCGCAGCAGGACAACCUUCACAGCAGAACAACUGGAAGAGCUGGAAAGAGCUUUUGAGAGGACACACUACCCUGACAUUUACACCAGGGAAGAACUUGCACAAAGAGCCAAGCUCACAGAGGCUCGUGUCCAGGUCUGGUUUAGCAAUCGUCGUGCCAGAUGGAGGAAGCAGGCAGGAGCCAACCAACUGAUGGCUUUCAACCAUCUGAUCCCUGGAGGUUUCCCACCCAGUGCCAUGCCAACUUUGCCAACGUACCAGCUCUCUGAGCCCUCCUACCAACCCACCUCCAUACCCCAAGCCGUGUCUGAUCCAAGCAGCACCGUCCAUAGACCUCAGCCUCUCCCUCCAAGCACUGUACACCAAAGCAGCCUCCCUUCAAACCCCGAGAGCAGCUCUGCCUACUGCCUGCCCAGCACCAGGCACGGAUUUUCCAGCUAUACAGACAGCUUUGUGCCUCCGUCCGGGCCCUCCAAUCCCAUGAACCCUGCCAUUGGCAAUGGCCUCUCACCUCAGGUAAUGGGACUCCUGACUAACCACGGUGGUGUGCCUCACCAGCCCCAAACUGAUUAUGCCCUGUCCCCUCUCACUGGGGGCCUGGAGCCCACCACCACUGUGUCAGCCAGCUGCAGCCAGAGGUUAGAGCACAUGAAGAGCUUAGACAGCCUGCCCACAUCCCAGUCCUACUGCCCACCAACCUACAGCACCACGGGAUACAGCAUGGACCCCGUCACGGGCUACCAGUACGGCCAGUAUGGCCAAAGUGCCUUUCAUUAUCUGAAGCCAGAUAUUGCAUAA
Molecule: messenger RNA, 1458 nt
Organism: Melospiza georgiana
Lineage: Eukaryota; Metazoa; Chordata; Aves; Passeriformes; Passerellidae
Gene: PAX3
Product: paired box 3
Exons: 10
Coding region: 1-1458 (485 amino acids)
Biological process (GO): regulation of transcription by RNA polymerase II; anatomical structure development
Molecular function (GO): DNA-binding transcription factor activity, RNA polymerase II-specific; RNA polymerase II cis-regulatory region sequence-specific DNA binding
Source: RefSeq, a predicted model, not a curated record